AUGUCAAAGAGGCCAUCUGAUCUCACAAAAGAAAUCUUACUCUAUACUACGCUCUUGCUCGAUUACAUCUCAUACGCUUUCAAUCACUAUCUGUGCCUAUUCUUUCACUAUUUCUUUGGUUAUCCAGCACCUUCUACUCCGCACAUCCCCACAUCCACCUAUCAUCCUGCUGUGCUUGUAACAGGCACGUCUCUUGGGCUUGGUUGUAACAUUGCCCUGACUCUUGCAUGUCGAGGAUAUACGGUAUUUGCUACCGUUCGGAGGGUGGAAGAAUCCGAUGAACUGACUCGUCAGUUAUCAUUAUGUGAAAACGAAUAUCGCGGAAACCUAAUUCCAUUGGUAGCAGAUGUCAGCAACAAGGCCGAUGUGAUGAAGCUUCACAAUACCAUCAGAGCAGUGUGCAGAAAAAAAAUACCCUUUGUUGGCUUGAUUAACAAUGCCUCCCAGGUGAUAUAUUUACCAUCUGAAGUUGCGUCCGAGACGGCAUUUAGGGAAAGUUUUGAGACAAAUUUCUUUGCCGUGGUUAGUCUGACCAAGAUCUUCUUGCCAAUGUUGAGAGAAAGCAAUGGGAGAGUGAUCAAUGUGGGUAGCAUAUCCGCGUGGCAUUCGACUGCGGCUAUGGGUGUAUAUGCCAGCAGUAAAGCGGCAAUCAGGACGCUGAGUAGGAUUUGGCGACAAGAGCUGAAAGGGAUGGGUGUAGAUGUCGUGCUGGUUGAACCUGGUGCAAUAAAAACUCGCUUUACCCAGCAAGUACAACAAAACUUUCGGUCAUUUACAUCCUUUCCGAACAUGUCCCGAUAUCAUGAAAUUCCGCAAAACGUGAAAUCGACAGUGGUUCAAAAGUACGAACGUCAAUACCGCGCUAUUGGUAGAUAUUGCGAUGACCUGUUUGAAAAUGCGUCACCUCCUGGAUUAGCAAGUGAUGCCAUACUGAAUGCAUUGAUGGCCGCAUAUCCUAAAAGUAUUUAUUAUGUUGGAUUGGAUGCAAAACUGUUGGCUGCUAUGAAUUGGAUAUUGGGGGAGAGAAUUGUCGAGGCGAUUCAGGAAAGCGUUAUUGGAUAUUAA
Molecule: messenger RNA, 1065 nt
Organism: Paraglomus occultum
Lineage: Eukaryota; Fungi; Glomeromycota; Glomeromycetes; Paraglomerales; Paraglomeraceae
Source: the annotation of a GenBank genome assembly